AUGCUACGGGCGAAUACACACUUGGUGCGACGCCUACUGGAGUUUGGUACCGUGUCCGUGCACCCAAGGCACGGAGUCACCCAAUGCACGGGGAUCGCGAUUAACACUCCAUUUUCAACGUGCAACAACUCAACAACCAUUGCACCUAUUGAUAAUGCGCUUGCAGCAAUUCGAGCGCUGAAACCAGGAGAAAAACUUGUGUAUCAAGAGAUAGCUGAUUAAUAUGGUGUUGAUUGCUAAACGUUGUCGCGCGCGCAUCGACUCAGUCAGGUCCCCUAACGCGUCGCUAACCAGAACCAACAGGAACUCAG
Didymella exigua CBS 183.55 is the source of this 311-nucleotide messenger RNA. RefSeq lists its product as uncharacterized. Bases 1 to 222 code for a protein of 73 amino acids. The record is from RefSeq and is a predicted model, not a curated record. The transcript has a single exon. NCBI's taxonomy places the organism in Eukaryota, Fungi, Ascomycota, Dothideomycetes, Pleosporales, Didymellaceae.